ACGGUCACGACCACAGGCGGGAAGACCAUCCAACAAGCUAUCGAUGAUGCUCAUCCAGGAGACAGAAUCGUUGUCGAAAAGGGCACCUAUGCUGAGCAACUGACCAUCUCCAAGAAUGGCAUCUCUCUCAUCGGCCACGAGGCAACCCUGAGCGUCCCUGGCACUCCUUUCCACAACACUUGUUCCGGCCUCGCUGGCCCGGACGUUACAAACCAAGUUGAUCCAACCGUCGAUACCCAGGCUGGGAUCUGUAUCACCGGUACCGACGUUUCUCUCGCCAGGUGGGAGUUUGAACACCGAAAGUUCAACUCCGUCGGGAGCACUGUCAAAGAAGUCUCUGUCAAAGGCUUCACGGUGAACGGCUUUGGGUUAGGGGUGGCAGUGGUUGGGGCACGGGAUACGACUGUGUCGGGCAACACACUCAUCGACAACAACUUCUACGGCGCCCUGACUGUGGGCUCUAAGAACACUGUCUUCAAGCACAACACGGUAUACUCGACGCCCCUACCAUUCCCAUUCAUUCGCGUCAUUGGAAUAUGCAUGGACGACAGGAACCCGGUUUCUGUACAUCACAAUGAAAUCAGCAACUACUGGGUUGGCUUGUGUUUGCAGACGAAUGAAGCGAACGUCUAUGAGAAUCGCGUCCACGACACAUGCAUUGGCGCAUACGUGGACCCCAACGUUGAUGGUGCGAAGGUCCAUGACAACGAUAUCUCCGGCACGGGGGCGAACUGCAGAGCCCCAGAUGGCUCGGCUAACCCCAUCUUCGGCGGGCAAGUGUAUGGAAUUGUUAUGUCCGGUGCGAUCAAUACUGUUGUGAAGGGUAACAAUAUCCAUGACAAGCUUGGCCUGGGAUAUGGUAUCGCGAUCAUGGAUGAUGCUUCAGGGGCGGUUGCAUCGGGGAAUCUGGUUGAGAAGAACAGUGUGACGGGAAACGAGAUUGAUAUCCACGUUGAGACGAUAGGAAAAAAGAAUGUGGUGAAGAAGAACAAUAUAUGUGCUUCUUCGUUUCCGUCGGGUCUGUGCAAGUAA
Hyaloscypha bicolor E is the source of this 1032-nucleotide messenger RNA. RefSeq names its product pectin lyase-like protein. The annotation marks the transcript as partial. NCBI's taxonomy places the organism in Eukaryota, Fungi, Ascomycota, Leotiomycetes, Helotiales, Hyaloscyphaceae. The record is from RefSeq and is a predicted model, not a curated record. The transcript has a single exon.